Molecule: messenger RNA, 3381 nt
Organism: Thamnophis elegans (Western terrestrial garter snake)
Lineage: Eukaryota; Metazoa; Chordata; Lepidosauria; Squamata; Natricidae
Gene: CISH
Product: cytokine inducible SH2 containing protein
Exons: 3
Coding region: 806-1582 (258 amino acids)
Biological process (GO): phosphatidylinositol phosphate biosynthetic process; intracellular signal transduction
Cellular component (GO): phosphatidylinositol 3-kinase complex
Molecular function (GO): 1-phosphatidylinositol-3-kinase regulator activity
Source: RefSeq, a predicted model, not a curated record
UUGAACGGAGAGAGCGAGCGGAGGCAGCGCUUGAAUUAAAAACGAAAAACACGCAAGUUUUCAAACCAUUCGGCGCAGAUCUCUUCACGCGCUUCCCUUUCCAGCCGAGGAAUGCCUUUUUGGAGAGGGGAUUAUUCCUGACCUUAGGCGACCGCAAGCCUGAAACGAAGGUGCCUCGAACGGCCCCUUCUAUUUAUACUUCUCUUUCUCUUUUUUUGGGUGCGCGCCUGUCGGAACACUGGUGUGAAUACAAUACAAUUCCAGGAAUCCAUCACUUCCUGGAAUAGAUUAAUAGGGCGCAAACAAAAGAUUACGGAGUAGUGGUUCUCCCCUUCCGCUCCCCGCAAUCCGCAUUUCUUCAAGAGCCGGCGUCGAGGCGAACGGUGGCUGGGUGUCCGGCUCUGCGCUUCUCCCCGAACUUUUUUUUUCUUUUUACGCGAGGUUAUUUAUUUAUUCAGACAGGUAUUUAUUAUUUUUUAUUCUAGUUUUUAUUCGCGGCGACUUUCCACGCCACCGAGGAGAUUGUUUUUAAAAGCGGGUGAACGUAAUACAUUUAAAACAUUGUCAUGUUUUAAAGCUCAGCCGGGAGUUUACAAGAAAAGAGCUACGAUCUUGGUGCGGAGAAGAUUUCUCUGGAGCUACCUGCAGCUUAUUUUCUGGGGGUGAUUCUUGAGUGCAUUUCACAAGAAAGCUUUUUUGGGACACUUCUGGAUUUCUGGUAACUUUCGGACGGACUGUGGCAGCUUUCUGUUUGGGAACAAAAGAAGGAGCGCGGUCCCCCCCCCCCAAUUUCUCUGAGGAUUUGAUGCUCUUUCCUGAGUCUUGGAGUGACAUGAUCCUCUGCGUUCAAGGAUCCUAUCCUUUGGUCUCAGAGGAGAAACUCCGAAGGCUACCCAUUGAAGGCCUUGCAGUGAAUGUGUCAGAACAGGUCAUGCAGCCUCUAUCAGUCACAUCCUUCCAAGAACAGUCUGCCCCUCCCUUGGUAAUGCCCAGACUUGAAACCAACUCACCUCAAACACGAGACCCAGAGGAGGAUCUGCUAUGCAUUGCCAGAACGUUUUCAUUUCUGAGAGAAUCUGGCUGGUAUUGGGGUUCUAUUACAGCCAAUGAAGCCAAGCAGCAACUCCAGAAGAUGCCAGAGGGGACUUUUCUGGUACGGGACAGUGCUCAUCCCAGCUACCUGUUCACGCUAUCCGUAAAGACCAAUAGAGGCCCUACCAAUGUACGCAUUGAAUACGCUGAUAGCAAGUUCCAGUUAGAUUCCAAUUGCCUCUCCAAACCUCGGGUUUUGGCCUUCCCAGAUGUGGUUAGUCUCAUCCAGCAUUAUGUUCUUUCUUGUACUGUGGAGAGCAAGAGUGAUGCUCCCUACCCGCCUCCCAUGCCUUUGCCUCUCCCACAAAAGGAGUUGAUAGCAACAGCAGUACAUCUGAAGCUCAUCCGGGCACUCAGCCGCAAGGACAUUGCCCCCAGCCUGCAGCACCUCUGCCGACUACAGAUCAAUCGAUGCACUGGAAAGACAGACCAAUUGCCUCUACCAAAGAGAAUGAAGGACUAUUUGAAGCAGUACCCUUUUCAACUUUAAAGGCAGCCAGUCUGAUUGGGACAAGCCACUGAAAUAAUGUUGAAAAACAUCAAAUUCUGGCAACAGAUUGACUUUGAUACAUUGAUGAGGUUAUGUACUUAAGUGGGCACAGUAUAUUAAAUUGCAAAAAGGAAGAGACUUUUUUUCCCACCAUCCUCUCCCUUAUUUUUCUCUGUUACUUAAAUUCAUUUUCAUGCCAUGGAGGAGGCAGUAUGCACAAGGUACACAAAUCCAAGGCCAAAAGCUCAAGAUGGCGUUUCUCUUCUUUCUCUGCAGAAAGGAACUAUUCUUGGCAUGUGCAGACUACUUGAAUUGGGCAGUCACAACUGCGCCAGGAAUGUUCAAGCCUCAGAACUGUAUUAUUUAUUCCCAUGGUACUCUUUUUUUUUUUGCUAUUUCUGAGAACAUAUAAAUUGAAUAUCUUUCUUUUACUUUUGCAAGCAAAUUAUUUAAAGAUGGACUCAAACCAUAACUACAUGAGACAGUCUUGUGUUAGUUCAUUAUGAACUUGAAUGAAGUCUUCUGGCCAUUGGCUACUCUAUAACCUGUCUUGUUGUAUUCAUACUCAGAUAUAAGAUAAAUAAUAUUGGAAGUGUAUAAAAGUUUGAUUCCAGUUACAAUCAACAUCCAGACUUCAGUUCCCAUUAGAUUGACAAAGAGAUAAACUUAUUCAAGUUUAUUGAGCUUGGAUUAGUAAACCCUCUUUUCUCUCCCUUUUUGAAGAGGCUCUUCCUAAUUUGAAUCAGUUAAAUCCAAAUGAUGAUUUGUUAAAAUUACAGUAUCUGUCUUAUGAAGCAUAAUGUCCUUGGAAAAAUGGCCACAUCCUGAAACUUCAUUUCUGUAGCAUUUUGUUUAUAUCUUUUGGAGGGAAAAUUCAGGAAACGGGGCGAUUUUUAUCCUAUUAUCACAUUGGUGUCAACUUGUUAGCUGCAUUAUUGUUAACCCGCAUUAUUGCUGUAUUAGCACAAAGGAGCUUCAGGGAGAACACAAUACUGAUACCUUAUUUACCACCAUUUUUCCUUGUGAGUACUUGCCUUCUUUGAUUCUGAUGCUUGUCCACAGGGCAGAGAAGAUAGCAGGAAUUAAGUGUCACUCCAGCUUCCAUCUUUUCCAGUUGCGCUGAUGCACCUUAUUUGUUAGGUCGGAAGUUAAGACACUACAGUUGCAUAAGGUUGUAUAAGGCUAAGAAAGCAUUAUUGGCAUUAAUUCUGCCUUCCAUUCCUUCCUCUGUCUUACAAUAACAGUAGCUGAGGGUGGAAAAUUUGUGUUGUCAAAAGACUGUCCUUCAUUAUAUGUGAAAUCCUCAGGAGAGUUAUACAUAUUUUCAUGGUUUUAUAGUUCAACAGUGAAUACCUCUGCUACAUGUGUGAGCUCCAGGAAGGGAUAAAAUUCUAGGGCAGUCUUUUCUAACCUGCCACUCUUCAAAUGUGGGACUACAACAUCCUGAAUUAUAAUUGGCCCUGCUGGUGGAGAAUUCUGGGUGGUGUAUUCCCAGCAUAUCUGACGCUGCCCUAGAUACAACUUGAAACAAAAGGAGCAGUAUGCUCCUUCAGCAAUCCAACGUGGCUUGGGAUAUUUAGUCAGUGUCCACUUCUUCUCAUGUUUUUUUCAGAAUUUGUUGUAUGUAUGAUUUUAUUUUAGAUACUUUGAUAACUGACUCUGUGUGUGUGUGUGAGAGAGAGAGAUGUCUGGUUGAUCACAAUGCUCUCCAUUUCUGGAACAAGGGCAAAUGAAUGGGAGAAUAUAUAUUAAAAACAAAACAAAAAAACAUAAUAAAUGAUACUUUUAAAUACUAAAAA